AUGGGCUCUACCAACCCCAACUACCUUACUGCUCGGUCAGACCCAGCUUUCACCACCCUCACCUCUAAUCCAGAUGUUCGAGCUCGUCCCUUCUCAACUGUUGAGAAGCUGGUCCAUCACUUCAAGACCGUAACAGCUCCCCUUUCAAAGGACCAUCUUUCCAUCUACACUGCUUUGAAGCUGUCAUUCCCUUCUUCGGUGGCCGAUCCAGUUGCCCACAUCAGGACAGCAUGGGCUGCGACAGUAAAGCACCAUCCACACCUUGGAAGCGUGCUCAACUUGGAAAAUCACACUGAUGAAUUCGGAAGGACUCCCGCUAUACUCAUUCCCACCUAUGACGCUGAGGAAUGGCUGGCUAAGACUUUCACAAUUGAUCACAAAGCAACAAGCGCCACAGCUCUCUUCGAAUCAGCCAAAGAUGAAGAGUAUGCUACUUGCACUUGGAUUCCCUCCUCUUCUCAAGUGCUCUUCCAAACAAGCCACUGGCGCAUGGACGGAGGUUCUGCAAUGACCAUUGCGGUCAAUUUUCUUCAUGUUCUCUCACAAUCCCUCGUUAAAGGCGCCGACGCUGCACUCGAUACUUUCACAUCUCCUGUCGGCGAUGGCAGCAUAGCACCAAACGUGGAUUGGAUCCUGGACGCCUUUUCUGACGAGGCCAACACCCCAGACUACAUGGUCAAAGCUGCAGAUACUAUGUACACUGACAUGUUGGCCGGUGCGCCCAGCGUGGCGCUUCCCCCACGAGAGGGAAGCGAUGAAGCCAUUCCCGGGGACUCCACCCGAGUCACUCUCAAUUUUGGUAAAGAGACUACAAUUCAAUUAUUGGCAGGGAGCAAAGCAAAAGGCAUCACAAUAUCUCUCGCUACCCAUGCUGCGAUUAUUCGCUGUUCGGCGAGGUAUCCACAACACCCGCUGUGCAAGUCUUACGGGAGAUUUGCCCCCGUUGACAUACAGAAAGACUUCCCUUCUCCAUACAAUACGCCUCAGUAUUCUAUUGGUGAAUACUGCGCUGCUUUCCCCGUCAUUGUCUUGGAUGUGGUAAACGAGAACAAGACUUUUGAUCAAGUGUGUGAGGAAUUACAAAAGUCGUACGGACGUGCCAGAAAUUCUGGAUUUGAGGAUCACAAGGGACAACCCGUGUCCACUGCUGAUCUCGGUGCUCCUUUCAUCAGAAGGAUUCUUGAAUUGGUCAACACAGUUCCACCUCCCGAUAUGCCGACUGUCCAAGCUGUCGAUUUUGCCAGCAUGGGCUUGGUAGAGAAGGUCUUGGAUCGCAAGUAUCCCGUCUCUGGUGGAAAGAAUGAAGGAGAGGUGGUAGUGGAAGACUUUUGGUUGGGGACGCAGACGAUAGCAAAGGCUGUUCAGUGUCAUGGUUGGACGUUUAGGGAUCAGUAUGUGUUGACGGCAAGCUGGAAUAAGAGUUACUACGAUAAGGUAUUCAUAGAGAACUUUUUGAGGGAGGUGAAAGAAGAGAUGAUUCGGGGCCUUGAGGCUUAG
Fusarium venenatum is the source of this 1497-nucleotide messenger RNA. RefSeq lists its product as uncharacterized. The record is from RefSeq and is a predicted model, not a curated record. NCBI's taxonomy places the organism in Eukaryota, Fungi, Ascomycota, Sordariomycetes, Hypocreales, Nectriaceae.